Molecule: messenger RNA, 2394 nt
Organism: Anolis carolinensis (green anole)
Lineage: Eukaryota; Metazoa; Chordata; Lepidosauria; Squamata; Anolidae
Gene: dnaja3
Product: DnaJ heat shock protein family (Hsp40) member A3
Exons: 12
Coding region: 45-1448 (467 amino acids)
Biological process (GO): mitochondrion organization; negative regulation of apoptotic process; response to heat
Cellular component (GO): mitochondrion
Molecular function (GO): heat shock protein binding; protein kinase binding; ATP binding
Source: RefSeq, a predicted model, not a curated record
GCUGGGACGCCGUGCGCAGGCGCAGUGUUGCCGGGCGGCCCAAGAUGGCGGCUGUGUGCGCCUCACGCUGGCUGAAGGAGGCGGCGGCGGCGGCGAUGAUGGCGGGCGGCGGGGCGCAGAGGCGGCUGCUGUUGCUGCGCCUGGCCCGGGGACUGAGCGGGGGUCCCGGAAGGCCCUUCGCGCCUCGCCUGGUCUGGGCCCCCAGGCUCGGAAGCGGCACCGAAAUGAAGUCCCAUCCGCUUGUUUGCACUGCCUCAUUCCACACUAGUUCUAUCAGUGGUGCCAAGGAGGAUUUUUACCAGGUCCUGGGGGUCCCUCGCAAUGCCAGCCAGAAGGAGAUCAAGAAAGCCUAUUACCAGCUUGCCAAGAAGUACCACCCGGACACCAACAAAGAAGACCCUAAAGCGAAGGAGAAGUUUUCCCAAUUGGCUGAAGCUUAUGAGGUCUUGGGUGAUGAAGUGAAGCGGAAGCAGUACGACACUUACGGGGCGGCAGGCUUUGACCCCGGCUCUGCAGGGACCGGGCAGCAGUAUUGGCGGGGCGGCCCGUCGGUGGAUCCCGAAGAGCUCUUCCGGAAGAUCUUUGGGGAGUUUUCAGGGUCCCCUUUUGGGGAUUUCCACACUGUUUUUGACCAGCCCCAGGAGUACGUCAUGGACCUGACGUUCAAUCAGGCCGCAAAAGGGGUGAACAAGGAGAUUGCGGUGAGCAUCAACGACGCCUGCCAGCGGUGCGAUGGCAAAGGGCAUGAGCCGGGCACUAAAGUGCAGCACUGCCACUACUGCAACGGAACGGGAAUGGAGACGGUCAACACGGGUCCGUUUGUCAUGCGCUCGACGUGCCGGCGCUGCGGUGGACGUGGCUCUGUGAUGACCACCCCUUGCGUUGUUUGCCGCGGAACUGGCCAGACAAAGCAGAAGAAGACGGUCAUGGUCCCAGUCCCAGCAGGAGUGGAGGAUGGACAGACUGUGCGCAUGCCGGUUGGGAAGAAGGAGAUUUUCAUUACCUUCCGGGUCCAGAAGAGCUCUGUCUUCCGGAGGGAUGGUGCGGACAUCCACUCGGACCUCUACAUCUCCAUCGCCCAAGCUGUCCUUGGGGGCACGGCCAGGUCGCCGGGGCUGUAUGAGACCAUCAGCAUUGUGAUCCCACCGGGCAUCCAGGCCGACCAAAGGAUCCGGAUGAGUGGGAAGGGCAUUCCCAGAGUCAACAGUUAUGGCUAUGGAGACCACUACAUUCAUAUCAAGAUCAAGGUUCCAAAGAAGUUGACAGACCGGCAGAGGGCUCUGAUGCUGAGCUAUGGGGAGGACGAGACUGACGUGGAAGGGACCGUGAAUGGCAUUUCAAGCACCACAACUGGUGGCGGCAGGGACCCGGCUGGACCGGGGGCGAGCGCCGAGAGGCCCGAGGCAGGGGGAUUCCUAGCUAAACUUAAGAGGAUGUUUAGCUCCUGAUUGAGGGAAACGUUCUGCUGGCCACUAGGCACAAGUGGUGACUGCCCGGUGGCCGCAGUGUCCUUGAGGAGGGGCAGGAUGGACACCUCACCCCCCGGCUUAGCGUGACAGCUGCCCUCGUAUACAGAGGGGUCGCCUCUGUCCCCGGAACUACAGAGAGGAGUCUUGGGUUCACUUGCACUUGGUGAAACCUUGGCUCUUCUGGAGAGAUGCAACUCUUCUGAUUGGCGGGAGCCACCUGAACUCCGAAAACUCCGAAAACUAAAAAUGCACACUUAGCUCUAUAUGAAGUUUUGACAUCCUAAAGGUUGGAUUGCUGCAGAAAGCGUUGCCAAGAUCAGCCAGUCUCUUGGCCCCAAAGGAGAGGCCUGGGUCCUGCUGUGUGUUGCAAGAGGCCUCGUGGCUACGGGAUGCUCCGGAUGCGUGUGAUACUUUGCGGCCACUCCAUUCGCUCCCUGCAAGUGGAGGGGAUGCAUUUCCUGUUGGGCUCCUUGUUUCAAGCUCUGAGACCAGUGAAGUUUUGAGGGGUGGCUACGCUCAGCUUUUUUGGGGCAAUUUCUUAGCAGAUUGGCCCUUCUACAAGGAUAGCCUGGUCUGGUGAGUCUGCGCACCCCAAUGGCAGGAGCCAGGGCCCAUUGCUUCCCAUCGCAUGUGCUCCGCAGGCGCAUGGGCCCUCACUGUCUGCAUGGCAACGAUGGGAAAAAGGCUACUAUCAUGGGAGCCCAUGUGUGCCUCUUGUGUCCUACUUGGACUGUCGGGAAUAGAAUUGAGCCCCACAUCCUCCAGCGCUCCCUGUGGCAACAGAGACUGACCAGCGGUCUCCAGUGAUUGACAGGCAGUCCAUUUACAUGCAUCUUUAAUCGCCUCCUGGUCACUUUGCCCUGCAUUGGGGCUCUGUGGUGGUGUAAAGGAGAGAUGUCUGUUCAAUAAAGAUGUUUAGAAUCCA